Messenger RNA from Knipowitschia caucasica, 483 nucleotides. NCBI's taxonomy places the organism in Eukaryota, Metazoa, Chordata, Actinopteri, Gobiiformes, Gobiidae. The record is from the annotation of a GenBank genome assembly.
AUGCAGAAAGAUGAGCUGGCCAAGCAAAUCAGCGGACUGAGGGAUGAGCUAAUGGCGUCCAUUGACCAGGCUAACAACAGAGUUGGCAUGCUAGAUGAGCGCACAGCUAGCCUGGAGGAGGCCGUGAAUACGCAUUCCAAUAAGAUGGAUGAUCUGGAGCAACAAGUUGUUGGAUUGAAGAAAGAGGUGGAGGGCUUAUCGGCGAAAACGGAGGACCUAGAAGCAAGAUCCUGGAGAUGCAAUUUGCGCAUUUUCGGGCUUAAAGAAGGCCGGGAAACGGGAGCAAGAGUUAGUACUUAUGUGGCGGAACUUUUGCAAUACGUGUUCAAAUUGGAUACUACACCUGUCAUAGACCGGGCACACCGCACGCUACAGCAAACCCCAGACAAGGGCCAUCCACCAAGGGUUUUUGUCGUAAAGUGCCACUACUACCAAGAGACGGGGAUACUGUCAGAGUGUUUCCGGAUUACACCUACAACGUAG